This is a messenger RNA of Megalops cyprinoides (Indo-Pacific tarpon), 15777 nucleotides long. RefSeq names its product Usher syndrome 2A (autosomal recessive, mild) (gene ush2a). The coding region runs from base 1 to 15777 and encodes 5258 amino acids. The record is from RefSeq and is a predicted model, not a curated record. The transcript is spliced from 72 exons. Gene Ontology annotation, molecular function: protein binding. Lineage: Eukaryota; Metazoa; Chordata; Actinopteri; Elopiformes; Megalopidae.
AUGACCGUCAUUACUUAUUUAAGAUCACUACAUCAGGAGGCACCCUUGCUAUCGAAAAUGAAUUGGCUCCUGCUGAAGAAAGGUGCUGUGUUAUUGCUGUACACCGUAGGAUGUUAUAUCUCCAGCAGCCUGGUGAGCCCACAGGGCCACUUUCCCAAGCUGGAGAACAUAGCGGCCUACAAAAGCGUCACCACUGUGCCAGCCCAGUCCACCUGCGGCAUCCCGGAGAGGAACGCCUUCUGCCAGAGCACCCCGGUCCAGGAGGGCCUGCUCACCUGCACCCAGCAGUUCUGUGUCCAGGAGUGCCCGUACCGGUCCUCCACCCCGCCCUUCAUCAACCUCUUCUCCUUCGGUUUGGGGACCUGCGUGACUGAGGACCACAACGGCCUGCACCCGGGGUCUCCCCUCAACCAGACCAGCCUCAUUUUUCGAAACCAAAGGGAUUGUUUUACCUCCCCUCCUGUGCAGAACCUGGGCCCGGCAAGCUCGUUUACCUUAGCGGUUUGGCUGAAACCCGAGGAAGCGUCUGUAAUGACUGUGGUUGAGAAGAGCAUGGAGGGCAGGGUGGUGUUCCUGCUGACUGCGUCACAGGAGGAGGUGCGGUUUUACUACCGCCUGCAGCAGGGUGUGGUGCUCCCUCUGAAGAUGAGGACCCGGGGGCGCAUCUCUGUGGGCCAGUGGACCCAUGUGGCGCUGCAGGUGCACAGCACGAGCGCCAGCCUCUUCCUGAACGGGCUGGAGGAGGACGACACGGCCUUCGACACGCAGGCGCUGGCGGGACCCGUAGCAGACGCUCAAACCGGUGCCACCGUGCGCAUCGGUCAGGGCUACAAUGGGUCGAAUCAGUUCAUCGGAAGGAUGCAGGAUUUCAGAUUUUAUCCGAUGACUUUAACAAACAGAGAGAUCGUGGAGGUGUUUUCCGGCACCUUCCCUCACCUCCACGCCCAGUCGGAGUGCCGCUGCCCCCCCAGCCACCCCAGAGUGCACCCCCUUGUGGAGAGGUACUGCAUUCCCAAUGAUGCGGAGGACACCACCAACAACCAAGUCCUGAGGCUCAACCUGGACGCCCACUCGCUGCAUUACAUCAACGACAAUGACAUCGGCACCAGCUGGAUCUCCAGGGUCUUCUCCAGCAAGGAUCAGCAGGACAGGGGUGUCACCAUUACCUUUGACCUGGAGAAUGGAGAGUACCAGGUUUUCUAUGUUAUUCUGCAGUUCCUCAGCCCGCAGCCUGAAGCGGUGAGGAUUCAGAGGAGAACGAGCAGCAGCUCUGAGUGGAAAGACUGGCAGUACCUGGCCAGGAACUGCAGCGUCUUUGGGAUGCCGGAUAACGGCCCUUUGGAGGAGCCAGACUCUGUCAACUGCCUGCAGUUUCCCAGUGGUGUCCCUUACUCUCGUGGGAACGUGACCUUCAGCGUGCUCACUCCAGAGCCCAACCUGCGCCGCGGCUACAACGACUUCUACAACACCCCGGCCCUGCAGGAGUUUGUGAGGGCCUCCCAGGUGAGGGUGCACCUGCGGGGCCAGUACCACACCCGCCAGCCCGGCGUGCACCUCCGGCACAGGUACUACGGAGUGGACGAGGUCACCGUCAGCGGCAGGUGUGACUGUCACGGCCACGCGGACCGCUGUGACACCGGCCUCCGCCCGUACCGCUGCGACUGCCUCCCAGAGAGCCACACUCAGGGACGCAACUGUGAGCGCUGUGAACCCCUGUAUAACGACAAGCCGUUUCGGGCGGGGGACCAGGUGCAGGCCUACAACUGCCGCCAGUGCCAAUGUCACGGCCACGCCUCUUCCUGUCACUAUGACCACACCGUGGACCCCUUCCCUGGGGAGCACUUCCGGGGCGGGGGAGGGGUGUGUGACCACUGCCAGCACAACACCACAGGACGGCACUGCGAGUUGUGCCAGAGUUUGUUCUUCAGAGAGGUGGACGCUGACCCAACAGCGCCGGACGUGUGCAAGCCAUGCGACUGCCAUGCGGAGGGGACGGUCAACGGCAGCCUGGAGUGUGACCCGAUCGGAGGCCAGUGUAAGUGCAGACGACAUGUGUCUGGCAGACAGUGCAAUCAGUGCCAACACGGAUUCUACAAGCUCCACUCCUCGCACCCUGACGGCUGCCGGGCCUGCAACUGCAAUACCGCGGGGACCGUGCAGGCAGAUAUUACCUGUCACCAGGCUUCAGGUCAAUGCCAGUGCAAGGCAAACGUAAUCGGCCUCACCUGCGACCGCUGCGACUUCGGGUUCAAGUUCCUGAACAGCAGCAACCCUGAGGGGUGCGCCCCCUGUGGCUGUGACCGGAACGGCGCCCUGCAUCAGUUCUGCAACCCCUUCGUGGGGCAGUGUGAGUGCAAGCCUCAGGUUCGAGGACUGCUGUGCGACACCUGCGCGCCCAGCUUUUACGGCCUGAGCACCGGCGGCACCUGCAGGCCCUGCGACUGCAGCCCCGAGGGGACCCUGCCGGGACGGCCCUGCCACCCCGAAACCGGCCAGUGCCCCUGUAAGCCGCACGUGGAGGGCCGGCGGUGUGACACCUGCAAGGACGGCUUCCACAGCCUGGACAGGAGCAACCCCGUGGGCUGCCUGUCCUGCCAGUGCGACCCCCGCGGCUCCAUCAACGCCUCCAACGUCUGCAACAAGACCACCGGCCAGUGUCCCUGCAAGGCCAGCGUGCAGGGGGCCCAGUGCGUCCGCUGCGCCCCUCACUCCUAUAACCUGUCCACCGCGGCGGAGCCCACCGGCUGCCAGGCGUGCCGGUGCGACCCGGCGGGCACCGUGCCCGCAACGGUGUGCGACCCGGCCAGCGGGCAGUGCGUGUGCCUGCCCACCCGCUACGGCCAGCGCUGCGACAUGUGCCAGCCAGGCUUCUUCCUGUCCCCGCUGGGGCCGAGCGGGUGCGAGCCGUGUGACUGUCACCCCGUGGGAGCCCUGGGCCACGCCUGCAGCGCAGCGACAGGCCAGUGUGUGUGCGGACACCCCUCUCUCACGGGACACAGGUGUGACCGCUGCCAGGAGAUGCACUUCGGCUUCAACCCUGCGACCGGCAGGUGUGAGGAUUGUGGCUGCGAUCCUGUCGGCAGCUUCAAUGGGUCCUGCAACCCUCAGACCGGCCAGUGCAUCUGCAAGCUGUUUGUGACCGGAGACAAGUGUGACACCUGUGUCCAAGGGGCCAGCCACAUGGAUCCCAGCAACCAGCUGGGUUGCAGCAAAGCCCCAUCCCAGCAACCUCCUCCCACAGGUGCUGUUCUGAACUUUAGCGCCAUCCAGCUGACCUGGAGCCCGCCGGACUCCCCCAACAGCAACGCCCUGACCUACACUCUCCUGCGAGACGAGGCGGAGAUAUACACCACCCAGAGCCUCCACCCAUUUGAGUCGCAGGCUUUCAGUGACGUUGGCCUGGCUCCGUACACGCUGUACUCGUACCGUUUGGUGACGCGUAACGUUCGGGGCGAGGAGAGCAGCGCGGCGGUGCGGUACCGCACGCUUUCGGGAAUCCCCACCCCGGAGCAGCUGCAGCUGGCCCUCAUGGGCCGGGCCGGGCCCACCAGCAUCGCCCUCAACUGGACGGGCCCCCGGAACACCACGGGCCCCCUGGAGAAGUACGUCCUGAGCUCUGUGGAAGCGGCCGGCGGGGGGGAGGAGAGAGUGCACUAUAGCGGCCUGCAGACGGAGGCGCUGGCCGACGGCCUGACCCCCUUCACCCGCUACAACUUCACCCUGCAGGCCUGCACCAACAGCGGCUGCGCCCAGACCGAACCCUUGGGCGUGGUCACCGCCCAGGUCGCCCCGAGACUGCAGGCCGCACCCCACGUCAGCACCGCCGGGCCCACCUCUCUCCAGGUGGACUGGGAACCCCCCACACAGCCCAACGGUGUGAUAAUCAGGUAUGAUCUUAUCAUGCGUGGGCCCAUCGAGUCACAGGAGACUGCAAACACUUCCAUCCCAGAGCGACGGGUUUUCACCAGCAGCGGUUGGCUGAAUCCGCUGUCAGUCCUGGACUCAGCCAAUGAGAACAGUCUGACCCCGCCUCAGAGCAGCGCCUUGGUGUCAGACCUCCGGCCCUUCUCCUCCUACCAGUUCAGGGUGCUCUCGGUCAACAUGGCCGGCAGCGUGCUGUCCGAUUGGGCAACGGGACACACAGCCGAGGGGGCACCGGAGUACAUGCCAGCACCGCAGGUGUCCCCUCUGUCCUCGUCCUCUCUGAAGAUCAGCUGGGAGACUCCCCGGGACGCUGACGCCCGAGGCGUGGUGACCGAGUACAGAGUCAGCAUCCACCAGGAGCAGACCGCCAGCCAGUUUGCUCCCCCUGUGAUAUCUCAGGUCCUCCACAGCACGUCCCCAGAGGAACGGUCAUACGUGGUAGACGGGCUGAAGCCCUACCGGGCGUACAACUUCACAGUGACUGUGUGCAACAGCCAGGGCUGCGUGUCGAGCCGGCCUGUCUCCGGACACACCCUGCCGGCCGCUCCAGAAGGAUUAAGUUCCCCUAAAUUAAAGGGAUUGAGUCAGACAGUGAUGGAGGUGUCCUGGGACCCUCCGCGAGAGCUGAACGGGCCACCCCCUCUGUACCAGGUGGAGCGGACAGACGCGUCUCUCUCUGACCCCCUCGCCCCCGUCCUGCGAGGAACCCGCUUCCCAGGGCACGGGUACUACAGGCUCCCCAGCACGGCACUCCCUGUCAACACCUACUUUACAGGCCUGGAGCUGACCUUCCGCACGAGAGCGGGGGAGGGGCUGAUCCUGUGUGCCGUUUCCGCGGGCGACCAGGAGGAGUAUGUGGCGCUGCAGAUGCACAACGGCCGUCCUUUCUUCCUCUUCGAUCCCCAGAACUCUGCUGUGGCCAUCAGUCCUGAGGACGACGGAGGAAAGCGAUACGAUGACAACCAGUGGCACCGUGUUGUUGCUACCAGACAGCAGGCCGUGGGAACGAUCAUUGUGGACAAUCAAUACCGAGGCUCUGCCUCGGCUACAAGCGGAAGCACCAUUAUAGGAGAGAAUACAGGCCUCUUUAUUGGUGGCCUUCCAGAGGAUUUUCUCCUUCUCAGAGAGGAUACAGGGGAUGCCCGGCUGGUGCGGCAGGGCUUCUCCGGCUGCCUGAGGGACGUGCUGGUGAAAUGGAGCGACAGUCCCUCGGAGACAUGGGCGCCGCUGGACUGGGGUACAGCUCUGGAGAGGGUGGAGGCCUAUGAAAGCUGGGAGGGGUGUCCGGCCCACACGGAGGCCGGGGCGCACUUUCUCGGACAAGGAUUCCUGGAACUCCAGCCAUCUUUGUUCUCUGGUGGAGAGAACUUCGAGAUUUCCUUCGACUUCAGAACAGACCAGCUGAACGCACUGCUGCUGUUUGCGUAUGACACAGAAGGGAAUGACUACCUCAUGGCGGAGCUGGAGGGAGGGAUACUCACCUGGGCAUUGCACUGGGGGGGUCACCUGACCCAGGUCAGCCUUUGGGUCGGGCUGUCCUAUUGCGACGGGGGCUGGAAUCGAGUCUCACUGCUCAAAAGGGGCGUUCUGGCCGCCGCCACCAUGAACGCGGCGUCCGAGCAGCAGCCCGGAGUGGUGGGGGGGUCACUGAGGGUCAGCUCGGCCCUCUACCUCGGGGGUGUCCCGGCUGGCCUGGCCAGAGGAGACCUCUCCGGUCUAAGCCUGCUGCAUGGGUUCGGUGGCUGUAUCAGGGAUGUUAGACUGACGCAGGGGGCUGCGGUGGACCUGGCGGCUGCGUCCAGCCGCGCUGUCAGAGUCAAUCUGGAUGGAUGCCUGUCAGCCGACAGCGCCGUUAACUGCAGGGGAAACGACUCCAUCCUGGUGUACACAGGCCGGGACAGGAGAGCGGAGGACAGCGGCGUGCAGCCCUUCUCCGAAUACCUGUACAGGGUGAUGGCAUCUGGAGAGGGAGGCUGGACCUCUGGCCCCUGGGUCCGCAGCCGCAGCAUGGAGACAGUUCCUCAAAGUGUGCUGACUCCCUCCAGAGUUGCCUGCGUAAAUGGUUAUAGUGCCGAGGUGAGCUGGGACGAGCCUGCUGAGGUCAGAGGUGUAAUUGAGAAGUACAUUGUGAAAGCGUACAAUUGGGACGAUCCCACCCGGGCCCCAGUCAGCGCCACCUUCCCACACACUCAGCACCUGACAGGUAAUAUAAGCGGCCUGGCACCUUUCACCCGUUAUGCAGUGACCCUGACGGCCUGCACUCGGGCAGGGUGCUCGGAAAGCCUGGGCGGCAGGAACAUCAGCACUCCGCAAGAGGCUCCUGAGGAGGUCAGCCCCCCCAACGCCAUCCCGUACCCCAACGCCCUUUCCCUGUACUGGGGUCCCCCCAAAAAACCCAAUGGGGUCAUCACAGAAUACAUCCUGUACAAGGACAGCUCGCUCAUCUACAGAGGCAACAGCACUGAGUUCAACAUCACUGGUCUCAGUGUGUACAGCUCUCACUGGCUGGUCCUGACCGCCUGCACCUCUGCUGGCUGCACCAACAGCUCCCAGACCAUCCUGUUCACCGCCCAGCUGCCCCCCUCCCACAUGGACCCCCCUGUCCUCACCGUGCUGGACUCCCACAGCGUAUACGUGCAGUGGUCUGCACCCAUGGAACUUAACGGGGUCCUGGAUUUCUACACGCUGUACCUGUCUGUCCAGGGGGGAGAACCCAUCGGGGUGUACAACAGCUCUGAGCUGUUUGAAGACCACACCCUGCGCAACCUGGUCCCAGGAACCACCUACCGCUUCCAGAUCGCUGCCUGCACCGGGGGUGGCUGCACCGUCAGCGCCCCCAGCGUCGCCCACACGGAGGAGAGCACCCCCGAAAGCGUCCCCGCCCCGACCAUCAUGUCCCCGUCCCCCGACUCCUUCUACGUGUCCUGGACCCCUCCGUUGAAGCCAAACGGUGUGAUCACCAGCUACGGGCUGUGGAUGAACGGGGUGCUGGUGCAGAACUCCUCGCAGCUGCACUGCCAGGUCGGCGACCUGUCGGCCUGGAGCCUGCACAGCUUCCGAGUGCAGGCCUGCACGGUGAAGGGCUGCGCCCUGGGGCCGCUGGUGGAGAGCCGGACACUGGAGAUGGCUCCUGUGGGGAGUGUGGACCUGGAGGUGGCUGUGGAGGGACCGCGCUCCAUCAGAGCCAAGUGGCUGAGUCCCAACAAGCCCAACGGGAACCUGACUUACACUGUGCUGUUCACCGGAGCCUUCUACCAGCACUCAGCCCUGAACUCCUCUGUAGAGACAGACACUCGAGCUCUCCACAGCAGCACUGAGGCAGGGCGGUGGGUGACCAUCGGCGGGCUGCUGCCCUUCUCCAACUACACCGUGAGAGUCAACGCCUGCAACAGCCAGGGCUGUGUGAAGAGUCAGACCGCUGCCGUCACACUGCCCCCUGGGGCUCCAGAUGGCGUGAUGCCCCCCAGGCUGGCAGCUGCCACCCCGGCCUCUCUGCAGGUCGGCUGGUCCGCGCCCGUGCGCUACAACGCCCCGGGACCGCUCCGGUACCGGAUCCAGAUGAGGGCCGUCGCCGCCUCCAACCGCAUCCGAGAAUUGCUGGACACUGAAACCACCUCCUUCAGCCACACGGUGGAGGGCCUGCAGCCGUACACUGAGUACCAGUUGAGGCUGGUGGUGUCCCACGGCCAUGGGGAAACAGCCAGCGAGUGGGUCAGCUUCGUCACCACUCAGGACCGUCCUGGACCAGUGGACCCACCAAUGGUGUCAGACAUACAGCCUAAAAGUGUCACCAUCUCUUGGCGCCACCCCUCCAGACCCAACGGAGUCAUCACCCACUACAACAUCUACCAGAACGCCCAGCUGAGAGCCACCGUCCCGGGCAACAGCACAGUCUACAUGGUGUCCCACCUGCAGCCCUACCAGGAGUACACCUACCAGGUGGAGGGGUGCACGGCGAUGGGGUGCACCCUGUCCGCCUGGUCCCACACCUUCCGCACCCCGUCUGCUCCUCCAGAGGAUGUCCCCGCCCCCCAGCUCUACUCGGACACGCCCACCUCCGUGCUGCUGUCCUGGGGGCGGCCACUGCGGCCCAACGGGGAGCUGGAGGGGUACGUGAUUGAGCGGAGAGUCAGCGGCACCCAGCAGGUCUCCACUGUGGCCACCGUGCAGGCCGACCAGCCCCUCAGCUACCUGGACAGCUCAGCCGCUCUCAGCCCCUGGACCAGCUAUGAGUACCGGGUGGUGGCCAGCACCCUGCAGGGAGGGUCCAACAGCAGCGUCUGGCAGGAGAUCACCACCAGGCCCUCCAGACCCGCCGGCCUGCGGCCCCCCAACGUGCUCAUCCUGGGGCCCCACUCAGUCCAGGUCACAUGGAGCCCCCCGCUGAUGGCGAAUGGGGAGAUCGAGCGGUACGAGAUCCGCCUGCCGGACCCGCACAUCUCCGUCACCAACACGUCAGCGCUCAGCUACACCGUCACCAACCUGGUGCCCUACACCAACUACAGCAUCACUAUUCUGGCCUGCUCUGGCGGGGGCGGCCAUGUUGGUGGCUGCACCGAGAGCCUUCCCACCCUUGUAACUACAUUUCCCACAAUCCCACAAGGCUUAGGGCAGCUGUCCAUCACCGCUGUCAGUGAGUCGUUCCUUGCUGUGUCCUGGCAACCACCACUGAGGCCAAAUGGGCCCAAUGUGAGAUAUGAGCUUCUGAGACGGAAAGCUCGGCAGCCCCUGCUCCCCCUUCCCCCCGAAGAUUUGAAUCUGUGGUACAAUGUUUACGCAGGAGCCAAAUUGUUUCACGAAGAUAAAGGCCUUAGCAGGUUUACCACCUACGAGUACAAGCUGCUGGUGCACAACGAUAUAGGGUAUGCCUCUGGGGAGGUGGCUACGGCUACCACGCUGGCAGGGGUACCCCGCACCCCGAGCAAUGUCUCCGCAAUAGCUCUCAAUCAUACCGCCAUCCAAGCCAACUGGACCACUCCGACACUUCAGGAUCUGCAAGGCAUGGUGGAGCUCUACACCCUCUGGGUAAACUCCUCCGACCUCAGCCAGUCCUUCACCUUUCCCCCGGGAGUCACCUCCACGGUGGUGGGGGACCUGCGGCCCAACACCCAGUACCGGGUCUCCCUCCAGGUCUUCAACGGGGCCCACACUGUGACCAGCGACGAGGCUGUCUGCACUACCACUGACGGGGAGCCAGAAGGGGUGUUCCCUCCUGAAGUGCUGACCCUGAACAGCACCGCGGUGAGGGUGCUGUGGGCGGCACCCCUCGUCUCUAACGGAGCGGUCACAGAGUACGCCGUCUACCUGGAUGGCCAGCGCCAAGUGACAGGCACAAACGUGCCUGGAUCAUACGAGCUGGGGGGGCUUCUGCCCUUCACUGUCUAUGACAUCCAGGUGGAGGUGUGCACAGUGUAUGCCUGUGUGAAGAGUAACAGCACUCAGGUGACCACUGUGGAGGACCUGCCUGCUGACAUCGCUGCACCCCACAUCCAGGGGUUCAGCUCAAGGUCAGUGAGGGUGGAGUGGGCGUCGCCGGGCCAGCCCAACGGCAUCAUGCUGGGUUACGACCUGCGGCGCCGGAGCCUGCAGUCCUGCGAGCGAGCGCGGGCGGGGCAGGGGGCCGGCACAGAGGCCCGCUGCUCCUACUUGGAGUGCCCCGUCCAGGAGAGCGUGUGUGGGAGCUCCUGCUACCAGCCAGAGCACCAGGUUUGCUGUGAUGGGGUGGUCUUCAGCAGAAAGUCCUUCCAUCGGUGUUGCCAGGACCGUUAUGUGCCGGCCCUCAAUACCUCCCAUGAGGUUUGUUGCGGGGGACAGCUUCUGUCUCCCCUUCCGGAUCACCAGUGCUGUGGAGGGUAUUACAUUCCUGUACUGCCAGGCGAGGUGUGCUGUCCGAACCCUGACCAGAUCCGCGUGUCGGUGGGGCUGGGAGACUCCUGCUGUGGGGGGAACCCCUUCUCCCUCUCUGGGGGGCAGAUCUGCUGCAGGGGCAAGCUCCAUGAUGGCUUCCAUUCCCAGUGCUGCGGGGGACAGGUGUUGGGCGGAGAUAUGAUCUGCUGUGGAGAUGAAGAGAGAGGGACAGCGUACACACCCAUAUCAGGCAUGUCAUGCUGCGGGUCGGACUACGUCAACGCCUCGGGCGCGGUGUGCUGCCGUGGCCGUGACGGAGCGGCCCGGGCACACCCCGUGGGGAACGGCGCGGCAUCGGUGAGGUGCUGCGGGACCGACCUCAUCCUGCAGGAGGAGGGGUGCUGUAACGGUGCAGGGUACAACCCUCUGAAGCACGUGUGUGCCGACAGGCCCUCCCCUGGCCUCCACAUGCAGGAGGAGUGCCGGCCCAGCACUCUCUGUCCCCUCUCCGCCGCCGCCGGCGCCUACUGUGGCACCUGCCACUUCAACUCCACCCUCUCCAUCUGCACCUGGGUGAUGGGGAUGCCCCCGGCCCCGCCUUCCCCCUCCGACCCGGCCCCGCCCUCUCCAACUGCUCACGGCGAGCUGUGCCCCUCCCUCGAGGACAUCGUCUACACCGGAGCCGCAAACAGAUACACCUUCACAGACACAGACCUGGAGCCGCACACCGUUUAUGAGUACAGGGUGGGGGCCUGGAACAGCUUCGGCCGCAGCUUCAGCCCCCUCGGCCGGGUCACCACCAAGGAGGACGUCCCCUGGGGGGUGAGCGCGCCAAACUGGAGGCGUGUUGGGGACCGCGACGACAUCAUCCAGCUGGACUGGCGCCCACCCACCAAACCCAACGGUGAGAUCAGCCGCUACGUGGUUUUGCGGGACGGGCAGGAGCGCUACACGGGCACCGAGUCCAGCUUCACCGACGUGGGCGGGAUCCGGCCCUUCCAGGAGUACGAGUACCAGCUGAGGGCCUGCACCUCCGCGGGCUGCUCCAACAGCGCCAAGGUAGUGGCGGUGACCGUCCAGGGAGUUCCGGAGAAUGUCCCGUCUCCGACGGUGAGUGCCCUGGGCCCGAGGGCCCUGCAGCUGAGCUGGGGCCCUCCCGCCAAGCCCAACGGCAUCGUCCGGGAGUACCGCGUGAAUCAGAGCGGCGCGGGGGUCAUCUUCACCGACAGCAGCGGAGCCAUGCGCCACACCGUCACAGGCUUGCAGCCCCACACCGAAUACAGCUUCCUGCUGAUCGCCUGCACAUCCGCGGGCUGCGGAGCAAGUCAGCCAUCUACGGGCCGCACGCUGCAAGAUGCCCCAGCAGGUGUGUGGGUCCGACCACGUCACGUGGUUCUGAACUCCUCUGCAGUGGAGCUGUACUGGACCAAGCCCCUGGAGCCCAACGGGCUGGUGUCCCAGUACCAGCUGCUGAGAGACGGGACGUUGGUCUUCUCCGGAGACAGUGAGAACCUGAACCACACAGACGCUGGUCUGAAGCCCAACAGCAGGUAUGUGUACGAGCUGGUGGCCAGCACAGGUGGGGGCAGCCGCCGCAGUGACAGGUACGUGAUUCAGACCCCGGCCUCGUCCCCAGAGAGGAUCCCGCCCCCGCAUGAUGUCACCGUCACCGGCCCUCGCUCCAUCUUUGUCGCCUGGACGCCCCCAGAGGUGUUCAACAGCAGCCUGCCCCUGGAAUACAACGUCCUGCUGAACUCCGGCAGCGACCAGGCUCUGAUCCGAGCCGCAGGACGGGACCAGUUCCUCCUGCUGGACGGCCUCGACCCGUUCACGCGGUACCAGAUCCGGGUGCAGGCGUGCCAGCAAGGUGGGUGUGGUGUGGGGCAGUGGGUCUACGCACAGACCUCCGAGGCCGUCCCAGAAGACCAGGCCCCCCCCACAGUCACGGCCGUGGGGCCCGCUGUUAUUGAAGUCAGCUGGAACCCCCCACACAAGCCCAAUGGCCUCAUCAUAGCCUACUUCAUACACAGGCGACCGGCUGGCACACAGGAAGAGCUCCUGGUCUUCAUCUGGUCGGAGGGCCCUCUGGAGUUCAUCGACGCCUCCAACACCCUGCAGCCCUUCAGCGAGUACGAGUACCGGGUGCGAGCGCAAAACACCCAGGGCUCCACCCACGGCCCCUGGGCCUCCACCCUCACCAUGGAGGCGGAGCCAGAGGGCAUGGCCGCGCCCACUGCCACACCCACCAGCGCCUACUCGGUUCUGCUCAACUGGACCCAGCCCAGCCUGCCUAAUGGCAUCAUUUCCCAGUACAAGGUUGUCUACCAGAGGCAUCAGAGCGACCCCACCCUCAACGCCUCCUCCAUCACUGCCCUCACCCUGCCCGGCAGCAGUCAGCAAGCCCACGUGUUUGGCCUGGAGCCCUACACCAUCUACAGCCUGCGCGUGGAGGCGGCGAAUGGGGCCGGCAGCGUGUCCAGCCCCUGGAGGGUGGUCCGCACCCUGGAAGCCUCGCCCAGUGGCCUGGCCAACUUCACCGUGGAGAAGAGGGAGUCUGGCCGGGCCCUGCUGCUGCACUGGCCUGAGCCCGCCAAACCCAACGGGGUCAUCAAGAUGUACAGCAUCUUCAGUGAGGACAACCUGGAGUUCAGCGGUCUGUCUCGCCAGUUCCUCUUCCGUCGGCUGGAGCCCUACACCGUCUACACUCUGGUCCUGGAGGCCUGCACCAAAGCGGGCUGCACCAGAACCGCCCCGCAGCCUGUCACCACAGAAGAGGCCCCGCCCUCCUCCCAGCCCACGCCCGUCGCCAGGUGGGUGGGGGCCGACGGCGUGGAGCUGAGCUGGGAGCGACCCGCCCAGCCCAACGGCAGGAUAUCCCAGUACCAGGUGAUUGGCUGGAGCCAGGAGGCAGGGCAGCUGGAGGGUGAGGAGGAGGAGGAUUCUUGGCAGGUCGUGUUCAGGGAGAACAAUACCCAAAGAGACAGUUUCAGCCAUAACAUCACUGGUCUGAGACCGUGGACCAGGUACAAGUUCCGGGUGCGAGUGGUGAACACAGCCGGCCAUAAGGACAGCGCCUGGACAACAGUGCAGACCAGACAGGCCCCCCCGAAAAGGCUCGCCCCGCCCACUGUGACUCACGUGGAGGGCAAGCCCCAUGAGCUGCUGGUAUCAUGGAGACCCCCGGAGGAGGCCAAUGGAGUUCUUCUGUCCUACAGACUCCAAAGGGACGAUUCCAGCUUCCACUUCAGCUUUGACUCCAGCGUGCUGAGCUACACUGACGAGGACCUGGCGGCUAACACCCGCUACAGCUACGCAGUCAUCGCCUGCACUGCGGCUGGGUGCAUCACGAGCCCCCCCACAGAGAUCAGGACUCUAGAAGCCCCGCCUCCCACAGUGGUGCCACCCACAGUGACCAGCGUCUCAUCGCACCACAUAAACACGUCCUGGACCGCCUCCCCUGUGGAGAACGGGGACAUCACCAGGUACGCCCUCCAGGUGAAUGGGGAGGAGGUCUACAGCGGGAGGGGCCUGCACACGCUGGUCUCGGGGCUGCAGCCGCACACGCACUACCAGCUGGUCCUGGUGGCCUGCACUAACGGUGGCUGCACGGCAAGCUCUCCCACAGCUGCCCAGACAAAGGAGGCCCCUCCCAGCAGCAUGCAGCCACCCAGCCUAAAGGUUACAGGCUCCGGGUCGGUGGAGAUCACCUGGACCCAGCCGGAAUUCCCCAAUGGGGUCAUCAGGGGCUACGAGCUGAGGAGAGAUGGGGUUCCCAUCUACUCCGGCACGGACACCAGGUUCCACGACUUCACCUUGCUGCCCAGCGUGGAGUACAGCUACACCGUGACCGCCAACAACAGCCAGGGCAGCACCACCAGCCCUCUCUCCAAAGCUCGGACCAACCCGUCGGCGCCCUCUGGUGUCAUUCCUCCAAAGCUGAUGCCGUCCAGUCCGGCUGACGUGCUGGUGAUGUGGGACCCCCCAGCCCGCCCCAAUGGGGAAAUCCUCAACUACACCAUCUACAGACGGGACCCCACAGAGCUGAAUGUUGGGAGCUUCACCUACCCCUCCCAACAUACCUCCUUCCACACUCGCUCUGUCUUUCUGUCAGGUCUGAAAGCCUAUCACAGGUACGAGGUGAGAGUAGAGGCCUGUACUCUGCUCGGCUGCGCAGCUAGCGACUGGGCCAGGGUGCAGACACUGGAGGCGCCCCCUGCUGGCCAGGCCGCGCCGCUGAUGGAGCUGCAGACAGAUGCGCACGGGAUACAGACAGUCUUCCUGCUUUCCUGGUCCCCACCCUCCCAGCCCAAUGGGCAGAUCCUGCACUACGAGCUGUACAGGAGGCAAGGCGUGGAGGAGGAGUCACCCGGAGGAGCUACUCUGGUGUACAGGAACGCCUCCACGUCCUGGCACGACACCAAACUGCUGCCCUUCACCUUCUACGAGUACCAGGUGUGGGCGGUGAACUCGGCCGGCCGCUCCGGCAGCCCCUGGACGCGGGGUAGGACGGGUCCCGCUCCCCCGGAGGGCGUGCAGCCCCCCACCUUCCUGCAGGUCCACGCCACGUCUGCCGUGGUGGACAUCACCCCCCCCUCCAAGCCCAACGGCAUCGUCAGCCUCUACAGGGUGUUCGCUAACAGCAAGGACUCGCACACGCUGCUGUCUGAGGGAACGUCCCGGCAGCAGACGCUGCACGGCCUGCGGCCCUUCACGCUGUACUCGGUGGGGGUGGAGGCGUGCACCUGCUACCUGUGCUGCAGCCGCGGCCCCCUGAGCGAGCUGCUGACCCAGCCCUCCGCCCCCUCCCAGCAGCCCCCGCCCCGAUCGCGUUUGCUCACCUCGCGCUCCACGCUGGUGGAGUGGGAGGAACCCCUGUCCCCCAACGGCAUCAUCGAGAGCUGUGAGCUCCACAUCCGAACAUCCUGCCCCCAGCCAGUGCAGCCCGUGCCAGUCCUCUGCACCCCAGGGCAGAGCGAGACACGCUUCUUCGGGAAAGGGCGGAGCUUUAAUAUCACCGGCCUGCAGCCUUACACCAGCUACAACCUGCGUGUGGCCUGUUACAACAACAUGGGCAGCACCAGCUCCGAGUGGACGUCCUUCACCACGCUGAAGGAACCCCCGCAGUACAGAGCCCCCUUCCUGGUGCUCAGUAACCUGACGACGGUGUCGCUGGACUGGAGCCAGUCCUUCUACCUGAACGGGCUGCUGCGGGAGUUCGUGCUGACAGAGAGCGGCCUGCAGCUGUACAGCGGCUUCCACAACUACCUGCACAUCCCACGCACCUCCGAUAAGACCUUCGCCUUCCAGAUCACCUGUACCACAGACAUUGGGAGUGUCAGCAGUCCCGUCAUCAAGUACCACGCUUCGACUGGCAUCGGUACGGUGGAGCCCACGGCGGGGGGGAAGACGGGCCUGCAGGACUCCCACUCCAGAUUCUACACGGAGCUGUGGUUCAUCAUCCUCAUGGCGGUGCUGGGGCUGAUGCUGCUGGCCCUGCUCCUGGGUCUGCUGCUGCAGCGAGCCCUCAGCAAGCCGCCCUUCGUCCGAGAGCGCCCCCCUCUGAUGCCCCUGCAGAAGAGGAGCACCAUGAGUAUGUACGCACCCAGCGACUCCUACCUGUUUGACACGGUGCCCAACUCCACCGACUCCUCCAGCAACGUCACCCUAAAGGCCUUUACAAUGCACCUGGAGGGCCUGACGGACACCAAGAUCUCGAGCGGCAGGACUGGUGUGGGUAACCACAGCUCCCGCGGCAUGCCUGUACUCCGGGUCCCACAUCAGACCCAGCUGAGCCACGCCUACUCCCAGAAUUCCCUGCACCGCAGCGUCAGCCAGCUCAUCGACAACCACGACAAGAAGUCCCUGAUGGAGGACGGGGCGUGGGACCCGGGCGUGCAGGGUCACGACAGCGGGAUGUUUGCCGAGGAUGAGGAGUUUGCUGACGCUAUCAAAGGCUUCAGCACGGUGAGGAAGGAGCACACCAUGUUCACAGACACGCACCUAUAG